Molecule: messenger RNA, 2202 nt
Organism: Lolium rigidum
Lineage: Eukaryota; Viridiplantae; Streptophyta; Magnoliopsida; Poales; Poaceae
Product: wall-associated receptor kinase 5-like
Exons: 3
Coding region: 1-2202 (733 amino acids)
Biological process (GO): protein phosphorylation; cell surface receptor signaling pathway
Cellular component (GO): plasma membrane
Molecular function (GO): calcium ion binding; ATP binding; protein serine/threonine kinase activity
Source: RefSeq, a predicted model, not a curated record
AUGGCAUCAGUGCUACUGCUCGUGGUUGGAAUCAUGCUACAGCUAGCAUCUACUACAUCUGCAGGACCUGCCCCCGGAUGCCGAACACAAUGUGGCGAUGUCGAAAUCCCUUAUCCAUUUGGCAUUGGUAGCGGGUGUGCUAUCAACAGCGGCUUCGAGAUUAACUGCAAUAGGACUGCGGACGGAACAGAGAAGCCGUUCAUUGUUAACAUCGAGGUUCUAGGGAUAUCACUGCCCCGUGGCCAAACUCGGGUAUUAAACCCAGUUUCGACGUAUUGGUACAAUCAUACCACGGGAUCAAUGGGCGACAGAACGUGGUCCCUUGACUUCUCGUCAUGGCCAUACCGGUUCUCUGACGUGCACAACAAGUUCGUAGUCAUUGGCUGCGACACACUUGGAUACAUCUACAACCGCAAUAACAGAACCGGGUACACGACCGCAUGUGCAUCGGUGUGUGCGAGCCCAGAAGCAGUGACAAAUGCCUCAUGCUCCGGUAUAGGUUGCUGCCAAAAUGCUAUACCCAAGGGCUUAAGGCGCUUUGAUGUCUUUUUCUACCGUGUGUAUAAUGAUUCAAAUAGUUGGCAGUUCAACCCAUGCAGCUACGCUGCCCUUGUGGAAGCAGAGACGUUCAGUUUCAGCCCCGACUACAUAACCACCACAAGGUUUAACGAUACCUACCAAGGGCGGCAGCCGCUGGUGCUAGACUGGGUAAUUGGAGAUGAAACAUGCGAGGUGGCCAGAAACAUGCCAUCUUAUGCAUGCCGCAGCACAAACAGUGAGUGUGUGGAUUCAACCAACGGCCCAGGGUAUGUAUGCAACUGCUCCCGAGGGUACGAAGGAAACCCUUACCUCCCAGGGGGGUGCACAGAUGUCAAUGAAUGUGUGAAGUAUCCAAGACCAUGCCCGAAGGCUGCAGCAUGCCACAACACAAUAGGAAAUUACCGAUGUUCAUGUCCUCCGGGCAGAAAGUUGUCAAAGGACACGAACACUUGUCAUCCGGACAUCACCCUGAUCAUAGGCGCUUGCAUCGCCACUGUCGUUCUAUUGAUUAUCAUCUUCUGCUUGCGUGUAAUUUUCGAGAGAAGAAAGCUAGCAGAUGUCAAGAAACAGUAUUUUCAGCAACAUGGAGGUGUCAUCUUGUUUGAGAAGAUGAAAUCGGACCAAGGACUUGCAUUUACGGUGUUCACUGAAGCCGAAGUAGAAAAGGCAACAAACAAGUUUAACAAAAGCCAAAUUCUCGGACAUGGAGGUCAUGGCACUGUCUACAAGGGAAUUAUAAAUGGUAGAACUCCAGUGGCAAUCAAAAGAUGCGCCUUGAUUGAUGACAGGCAUAAGAAGGAAUUUGGUAAAGAAAUGCUGAUUCUUUCCCAGAUCAAUCACAAGAAUAUUGUUAAGCUGUUGGGUUGCUGUCUUGAGGUGGAAGUCCCAAUGUUGGUCUAUGAGUUCAUCCCAAAAGGAACAUUGUUUGACCUCAUUCAUGGAAACAACCGCACACUGCAUAUUCCAUUCAGUUCUCUCUUAAGGAUCGUAAAUGAAGCAGCUGAGGGGCUUGCUUUUUUACAUUCGUAUGCAAACCCACCAAUUAUACAUGGUGAUGUGAAAACCUCUAACAUCCUUCUUGAUGAUAGUUACGUGGCUAAGGUAUCUGACUUUGGGGCUUCCAUACUGGUACCAACUGACGAAGCCCAGUUCGUGACAAUGGUACAGGGGACAUGUGGUUAUCUGGAUCCUGAAUAUAUGCAAUCAUGUCGGUUGACAGAUAAAAGUGAUGUUUAUAGCUUUGGUGUCGUCCUCUUGGAGAUCAUCACUGGGAAGGUUCCCUUAAAACUUGAAGGUUCUGAGUUACAAAGAAGCCUGUCAUCAUGCUUUCUAUUGGCUAUGAAGGAGAACAACCUUGAAGCUAUGUUGGACAGUCAAGUAAAAGAUCAUGAGAACAUGGAGAUGCUUACUGGGCUAGCGGAGCUAGCUAAGCAGUGCUUGGAUAUUUCUGGUGACAACAGGCCCUCUAUGAAAGAUGUAUCUAUGGAGCUUAGCAGAUUAAGGAAGCUUUCAAAACAUCCCUGGAUACAGCAUGAUACCGAGACAGAGAGUUUUUUCAGCGCACCAUCAACCAGUAAUUUUGAAAUAGAACAAAGCUCUGAUUACACAAGGAAGGAUGAACAAAUGCCCAUGAAUCCGAGCAAUUCUUACUUUAUCAGGUGA